Messenger RNA from Sander lucioperca (pikeperch), 1351 nucleotides. RefSeq names its product protachykinin-like. The record is from RefSeq and is a predicted model, not a curated record. Gene Ontology annotation, biological process: tachykinin receptor signaling pathway. The transcript is spliced from 4 exons. The coding region runs from base 349 to 699 and encodes 116 amino acids. Lineage: Eukaryota; Metazoa; Chordata; Actinopteri; Perciformes; Percidae.
CAUUAUAUUUCCAUGUACCCAGUGCAUGAUACACAUACUAAUUAUAAAAUAUGCCAAAAGUAAGCCCCUGUGACUCACACGAUAAUUGCUGGAGACGAUUAUCGACCCACAUCAUCCACUCCAGCUGUGCGUAAAAGCCCCUGUGCAGAAAGGGAGCUCUGUGACCCAAUGGCGCAUCAUCAGGGAAGGCGCGCUGUUGUUCUCUCUUUCAGCAUCUAAAAUAAUCCAGCAGAAAGGUGUAGACAUACCUGCACACAAAUAUUUAUUAAUAGCUGUAAUCCAGACGAAAAGCAGUCAUAUUUUGCUUUUUACGCAGACACAUUUAAGGGGGAUUACGCACGGUGUACAAUGAUGGAGCUCGUUAAACUUGUUCUAAUAGUUGUGCUGCUUCUGACAACUGUUCUCUCUCAAGAAACGGAUGUUGACAACUGGAGAGAAGACAUCGAAGAGGACACAUGGCCAAACUCUGAUGUAAUUCAAGAUAUGUUUAUGAGAAUGACCAGAAAACCAGGACCACGUCAAUAUUUCGGACUAAUGGGGAAGAAAGACUCCGCAAAAACGCAGACAGCACGUAAACGGCAUAGAUUUCACACCUUUGUGGGUCUGAUGGGUAAAAGGAGCUUUGAGGAUCAGGGUGUGAUACUUCCAACAGUGACACUGAAGGGCAAUUUGGGUGAAAAUCUGCGUGGUAACCGCUGACGUCAUCCCUGUAGGAGACCAGUGAGCUGCACAGAAGAUUGAGGAUCUGCGAUUAUUUUCUUACUUUGUUUAAUUUCAGACUGACAUGUUUUUCUUGUAUUUGGUCUGCCAUUGUUUCAUUAAAAUGUCACAUUUAACAGCCGAGUUUAACACAGUUGUCAAUGCUGAGAACCUUUUAGGCAAACAGCGCCAUCUAGUGUUCAAAUAAAAUGGACAACAGUCUGAAAAUGUUGAAUGUAUGACUAAAAUAAAGUUAACAGUAAUAUUUAAAUAACAAGUUUCAUGUAAAAAAAAAGAAAGAAAAAGAAGUAUCAUCACCUAACCAAAAAUUGUCCACAACAGUUUUCAUAAUAAACCCAUCUCACUCCUCAAUAUCAUCACAGGUUUAUUAAGUGACUUUGUACAAUACAAAUGAAAAAUGAAAAAUACAGAGAUGGAGUACAUAGCCAAAGCAAAAUGCGGUGUUGACUCUUUAUUUCCCACAGACCGUUCCCGCAGAGCGAUUGAAAUAUUGUUUUUCCUUAAAGCGUCCAUGGAUCACUGUUACCACUGUUACAUGUGGAAGUGGGUUACAGUGGACGUUGCUCUCAAGUCUCUGAGGAUGUUCUAAACAUACAAAAGAAGUUAUCACUUCAGCUGGCUCGGUAUAUAU